Molecule: messenger RNA, 1791 nt
Organism: Plodia interpunctella (Indianmeal moth)
Lineage: Eukaryota; Metazoa; Arthropoda; Insecta; Lepidoptera; Pyralidae
Product: phosphatidylinositol-glycan biosynthesis class W protein-like
Exons: 1
Coding region: 250-1566 (438 amino acids)
Biological process (GO): protein localization to plasma membrane; GPI anchor biosynthetic process
Cellular component (GO): membrane; endoplasmic reticulum
Molecular function (GO): glucosaminyl-phosphatidylinositol O-acyltransferase activity
Source: RefSeq, a predicted model, not a curated record
GAAAAAGUUUUUCGUAGUUCAUAGUUGUUUUGAUCGUGUUUUUUGGUUCUAUUUCAGUUUGUGUUUUGUUUUCAAAACCUUUGGAUAUAAUUUAUUACGUCCUAAAUGUCAUUUCCAAGCGCUGAUAAUGUGAUAUUCAAGAGUUCCUAGAAAUCUUGUAAAUUAUUCUAAGAAAAACAGUAUCUGAUAAGGAUAACAAAAAAAGGGUUUGUCCGAACCUUAUCUCAGGCGUCUACAGGACUAUUCAUUAUGAAUGCCACGGAAUAUAAGAUUUACCAUCAGAAGUUUAUGUUUAACAACCAUGGGUCGACGGCUUUUCAUACAUUCUGUUGCAUCAUGUAUACUGUUCAAUGCUGCCUUUUCACCUCAAUAUUACGAAUGGACCAGAGAGGCAAGUACUUGCAGUAUUUGUACGAAUAUAUUAUCAUUAUUUUAUUUUUGAUAGCUGCUAAUACAUUCCUUGCACACCAUAUAUAUUUAUUAAAUAUAACCAUAUUUCUCCCGUUGGCUUAUGAGAUAUAUGGCUAUUGGUGCUAUAUUGAUGUAACGAAAAAACUAGAACAACCUAAUGAUUUCAAGAAGAUACAGACAAUAACAACAGUGAGGGGACUGACUUAUUUGAUGACUGUGUUUUGUAUCCUAGCUGUUGAUUUUCAAGGUUUUCCAAGAAAUUUGGCCAAGACUGAAAACUAUGGUUACAGUUUGAUGGAUACAGGUGUGGGCUUAUUCGUACUCAUAAGUGGUCUUGUUCACAAAGACGUCCGCCAAAAAGGUAUCGGUUACGUUUUAAAAAGCAACGCUCAAUUUGUAUCAAUCUUAUUUUGCCUUGGAGUCGGCAGAUAUGUGUCUGUAAAGCAGUUGGACUACCACGAACAUGUUACUGAAUAUGGAGUGCAUUGGAACUUCUUUUUCACCAUAGCUGUUUGUAAGCUACUGUCCAGUUUAUUACUAUAUUUUUCUGACAAACGUUUAUUGCUAAGCAUCGUAACAUUAGCUGUUCAUGAGUUCCUGCUGUACUAUGGACUGGAAGGAUGGGUGUUCAGUGACAUUCCUCGCACAGAUUUGAUUUCUGCCAACCGAGAAGGAAUAGCAUCAAGUCUGGGCUAUGUCUCAAUGUACUUAUUUGCUGCUUACUUCCAAACAGUAUUCAAUGAUAAAUCUAGCCAAAGAAGUGAAGUACUGAAGAAACUUAUGAUAUCUGUUGCUAUUCUUUGGACUUUUACAUGUAUAUUGCCGGAUUAUAGAACAACAUCUAGAACUCUAGCUAAUGCUGGCUACUGCUUGUACAUUGCAGCAAUAUUAUGGUCGAUCAUGAUGGUUACAUACUUUGUUGAAGUUAUUUACGAUGAUUUUGAAGCUCCAAUGAUACUUUCCGAUAUUAAUGCAAAUGGAUUGCCAUGUUUUUUGGUGGCUAAUUUAAUAACUGGAGCCAUCAAUUUAAGUGUAAGAACAUUACUAGUCUCGACAGAAUUGACAUUCCUUAUUUUAAACGUGUACAUGGUAUCAUUGCUGACUUUUAUGGUUUUACUGAAAGGUUUGCAGCGAAAUAAAACAAAAACAGAUUAGUUUACAAUACAUGUAUUGUACAAAAAUAUUUAAAUACAUUUAGUAAAUAAUAUUUAGGAGAUACAUACACCUGUGUGAGUUAAAAUGAUACACACACUAUUGCACUAUGUACCUAUAUGUACUUGGAAUGAGAGCUCGUAUUAAAAUACUAUUCUAAUAAUAAUAAUUCUGUGGGUCAUUUCAAUCUAGCUUUACCCGAGAUAUAGCUAUUAUAAUGAUUUACUU